This is a messenger RNA of Macrobrachium nipponense, 8139 nucleotides long. Its product is annotated as serine/arginine repetitive matrix protein 2-like. Bases 340 to 3939 code for a protein of 1199 amino acids. Lineage: Eukaryota; Metazoa; Arthropoda; Malacostraca; Decapoda; Palaemonidae. The transcript has 2 exons. The record is from RefSeq and is a predicted model, not a curated record.
CUAAAGUGGAGGUUUUCCGUUCGCCGUAGGUAGAAGAAGAGUGCGUGUUACUGUUAUGUUAUGGAGUAAGCCAACCAAACCUACCAUUGAUGCCUCCCCGACCUUUUUCGAUGCAGCGUAGGUCGCUCACAAUAAUGAGGGGCAAUAAACCUUGGCAGAUCAUGAAGAUGAAGCUUUGAUGCCUACUAUUGACAGCUACUGCCUUGUGCUAUUAAGUGAGAUCAGUGUAUUUCCUCCUUGCCUGUUGAAAAUUAUAGUGUAAAUUUCUAGAAUUGCAAGACACCUGUGCAUUUAAGAUAUUUAAUUGAAAGUGUGUUCAGAUCUUUUUGGUUUUCCAAAAUGUGGCGAGGUGUGGCAAGAGCAGAAGUGGAACGAAGUGCAAGUAUUGAUUACCAGCAUGGUCGGCCAAGCCUUGAAAGUAUGCCGAUGAAAGGUAGCGGCUCUUCAGAUCCACAGAUGAGGUCCGGUGGUUCAUAUCCUCCAGAUUUAAGGGAAGCUAUCACAGGCCUUCAUACAAAGGACCUGUACAGGAGUGAGAUGCGGAAUUCAGUUGAAGGCCGUUACCAUGACUCCAGAGAGACAAGUGCUGGCUCUGGCUACCUACAAGAAUUCAAAGGUGCUGUGGAUGGUUCUUACUCAGGAGGUGGUAGCGAUUUGAGGAACUCAAUAUCAAGAUCUUACAGAGAUGGAAGUGAAGGCAGUAAUACAAGAAUGGAUUCAGGGCAUGCAAAGGAACCGGUUUCCAGACCUUUUGAGAGAGACUUGAGGAAUAUAAUUUCUGGAUCCCAUUCCAGGGAUUUCAGGGAAUCUAUUCUAAGUGCUGGAGGAAGGAACCCUGCCUCCUCCAAGGAGGUAAUGUCUGACAUGUUCUCAGGUGAUUUACGUGAUGCCAUAACAAGAUCUAAUCAUAGGAGUGGUACCUCAAAGCAGAUCUCAUAUUCAAUGGCUAUUGAAGAAGAGAGUUCCAGAGAGUCCAGUCAUGAUAGUCACCUUAAAAGAGAAGUGAAGCUGGACCAUCACUUUUCAAGAGAAUCCAGUGGACACAUGAGGAAUCCUGAAAGUGGGUAUUAUGCAAAAGGAUCAGAUCAAUUUGGGAAAAGUGGCUCAAGCCAUCAUGAUUCUCAUGCCAGAGAACUGAAAGAUGAUGAUUACGCAUUUUUAGCAAAAACCUUAAAAGAAACUGUUGACCCUAAACUUGGUUGGUCUAAGGGUUCUAACUCAUUUGCGGAACCUAUUGGGAUUAGUCCAUCCAGAAUUACCGUUAAUGAAGUGUCUGAUUACAAAAAAUCAUAUCACCAUUCGGAUUCAGGCAUUCCUCAAGCUACAUCAUACAUUUUAGAAAAUAGUGCAUUAAUGAUGAAUAUGAACCCAACACCAGUUUCUAUCAGUUCAACUACUAUAAAGCCCCAUACUGUCACAAAUAUUGGCAGUAAUCCACAACUUUUGCCAGCUGGUGGACUAGGUGUGAAGCUUCAAACAAAUUUAUAUGGGGGUAAUGAUUUGAUGUUAUUGAAUUCACUCCAAAGUAGAAGCCAGAGUGUAGUUUCUUUAGCUCCAGUUGUCAUGUCUACACCAGUUCAGAUUAUGGAAGCAACUACCGUAAACAAAGCUCCUAGUGUUACUUUGGGUGGAACAUUUUGGGAUUCAAUAAAGAAAGAAGGGCUGCUUUCAUAUGAGAAGAACCCUGUUAAAAUGACAUUGGAUUCCAGUGAGCUUGAUGCAACUCAUCCAGUUGGAGAAGACUUUCAGAUACCCUCGUUCCCCAAGAAACGCACUGCUGAGCUCAAAAGAAGUCGUAGUAGGUCCCCUCCAGGCCGGAGGGAUAAAAGCUAUAAACUUUCUGUUUCACCAAAGAUUAGAUCUGAUGCAAAGAGAGAGCAUAUGUCAAGACAAAUAAGAGAAAGGGCAAGAAGAGAUAGUCUUUCACCAAGACCAGAAAGGAUGAGGUCACGCACGCCACCACCUGAUAAAGACAGGGGAUUAAGUAGAAGAGGUCAUUUGCAAGAAAGGCCUUUGCAUGCAAGAGAAGAAUCACCUGGAAGAUAUAGGGACAGGUCACCAAGAUUGCGAGAAAUUUCUCCCCUUCGCUUAAGGAAAGAUCAUUUACAGCGAUCAAGGGAAUCAUCUCCUCGAAUGGUUAGAGACAGGUCUCCUAGGAGGCUGAGAGAGAGAUCUCCCCAUAUGAUACGGGAAGUGUCGCCUGAAAUGCCAAGGGAAAUGGGUUCAAGAAUGCAAAGAGAAAGAUCUCGAAUUUUUAGAGAAGCAUCGCCUCGAAUGAUUAGAGAGAGGUCACCCCACAUGGUUAGGGAAUAUUCCACUCAUGUGUUUGAUGAAAGGUCUCGAAGUAUAAGAGACUUGUCUCCUAGAUUGGAGAGAGGAUUGGAGAGAGGGAAAUCUCCCCCAAAGUACCGAGAAAUGUCUCCUCAUCAUUUGCGGCAGAGACACGAAUCCCCGCCGAGACGUUCAAGAGAUGUAAGAAGAUACUCCCGUGAACACUCGCCAAGGAUUGAAAAACAUUUUUCCCGAGAAUUGUCUCCUGGUAGAACUAGGAGAGUCUCGCCAAGUAUGUUACGAGAGAGAGAGAGGGUUAGAGUGAGAGAGAGAUCACCUUCAAGGCAUUCCCCUGGAAGAACAGGGUACAUGGGAAGUCAUUCAAGGUCACCUGGAAAUGUAAGGGAAAGGUCUCCAGCACGUUACAGAAAACUUACACCAGAGCACAUUAGAAAGUACUCUUCAGAAAGGUCUAAAGGCUAUUCCCCGGUACCAGUAAGGGUUUUGCCCCCAGAACAUUAUCAUGAAAAAUACAGAAGUCGUUCACCUGUACCAGUAAGAAUUUUGCCUCCAGAGCACACUAGAAGAGACUUUAAGGAUAAUAGAAAACGUGCUCCACAGUCAUAUGACAGACAUUCUUCUGAGAGCAGAUACCCACCAGUACGGCAGACACCAGCUAAUGUCGGCGUAAAGGUUGCUGGAGUCAAGGAACAGUCCCCUUAUUUAAGGGAUAUUGAUUCACCUCCUCAUGAUAUACAAAACUCUCCUCAUAGACCUACAGGAUCUCCACAAGUUGUGAGAAAGGGUUCUGAAGAAGAUAGAGAAUCACCAAGGCGUUCUUGGGAUACUCGUAAUAGAGCCAAAAGAAAGCGCAGACCAAGAAACAGACCAAGGAUCAGACCAAGACAACAGACAGAUAAGGUAAGGGACCUUGUAGUAGUAAAGGUAGCAAAUAGUGAUUCGGCAGCAAGUACAAAGGAUACAGGCUCAUCUUUGGAAUGCAGUCAGAAUUCUGUUGAAGGAUUUAAGGAUAAUCCUUUAGAUUUUCGAAAUGAAGCAUCUCCAAUAUCAGUUGGGAGCAAUGAUGACGAUGAAUUUGGGAAGACGGGUGAUUCACCUCUAUUUGAUGAUGUAUCUCUCUCCCCAAGAUCUGAUAGAGCAGCUUCCCCAGGAACACCUACAUCAGAUGAGAAGCAUAAACAAUGGAUGGAAAAUGAUUUGCAAAGAGGCUGUUCCCCUGUUAGUAUGAGUGAUUUUCCUAUAGACCAUAACAGUAAAUCUCAACCACCUAUAGCUCUUGAGAGAGAUCUCUCACCUGUGUCUCUUGAUGAAAAUAGUCUUGAUGAGUUUAUGGGAAGGAGCAUCAGAGGGAAGAGGUCAAGGUCCCCCUUGUCAGAAGCCAGCCGCGAUUCCCUCAUCGUUACUGAUAGCAUUGAUAUCCAAGAUUCCCCUCUGGGAGGCGGAGACAAGGAGAAUGAAGACUUGCGAGUAAAGUUACUCAGGAUAAAGGAAGAAAAAGUGGAGCUUAAAUUGAAGAAAUUAGAAGAAGAAAGUAGAGAAACUGAAUUGAGAUUGCAAAAUCUUUCUCCUGAUAUCCUGGAUUACUCUCCCCAAAGGGAUACUCCUUCUCCUCUUUUAGAUGAGUGUGAAGAUGAUCGACGUUUUUAACAGGAACUUUCCUAGUUUAAUGAUGGGCUCAUCAUUCAGAAGUUCAAGGGAAGACUAAUGUAUGUGUAAAUACUGAAAAUAAUCUAUAUUUUCUUGUUAAAGUACAAAUUAAUCUUACUGCCAAGUAAUUUAUGUUGUGAAGUUGUGAAGUGAAAUAUUAUCGAGUUGGCAUUUUUGGCUAUUUUGUAUGUGAUUUAUAAGCUGCUGAUUUGUGUGAAGUGAUAGCAAAUUUACAUAGCCUAUAUAAAAAAAAAAAUAUUUUGGUUAUAGUGUAAGUUUCCAGGAAAAUAGUCUUGAUCAGUGUAGUAACUUGUUUUCAAAUGAGCCCCUGCUGAAUGAUUUUCAUUUUUGAAAGGAGGGGAUCAUAGUUACAAGGAGAUAAUAUUCUGCUCUUAAAAUGAAGACAAGUUGGUAUCAAAUUGUGAGGAAAUUGAAAUGCUCUAAUUAAAGGAAGUCAAUUUUAGUUAAAGUUUUAUGUGUAUUAUCAUUAAAAGAACUAGAUAUUUCUGAAAGUGGCACCACGCUAAUUUGAAUGCCCUAAAAGUCUACUUGUGCUUUAAAUUCAAAACGUGAAAAGAACUUUAACAGGAAAGUGAAAUUGAAGUGAGAGAAUAACAGAAGUGUUUAUUAUAUUUUGUUAUAGUGAAUUUUAACUUGUGAUUGCUGUGAAAUAAAUUGCUUGAUAUUGACGUGUUACUGUGCUUUAGUGUGGAGAUGUGUUAUGUUGAAAAUUUGCCAUAGUUCCAAGAAUUGGAAAUAAAAUUCCAAUGACAGACAAAAAAGAAACUUGAAUCUUGCGUAGUGUUCUCCUGCUGACAGUGAUAUCUGAUUUGUCUCAUUUUUUUAUAGGAAUUUCACAGAGAUUACCAAUAUACGUUUUGGUGUGUUGCUGUGGAGUCAGUUAUGGUUUAUGACCGUUCAUUGUGUGCAGUAUUAUUUGUGAAUUGGUUACUGAUAAAAUUAUUGUGGACAUAUAGUGAAUGGGAACAUAAUAAGUUGAGUCAUAUCAUUCAGACAAUUGAUCCAGAAUUCAGUUUCAUUUUGGGAAAGUACAGGACAGUACUACACUUUGUAUUUGUUCCCAUAGGAAUAUUAAAUACUUGAGUUCAUUGAGAAUUAAUUUGUAAAGUAAGCAGAAAUAUUUACACCAGGUCAGUGUUUUGAUUGUACAUUUCUUCAUAUAGCUAGGUAGGAUUUUAGAAUUUGUGAGUGCGUACUACACCCGUGGAAUUUUCCUUCUCAGGAAACUUUUUUUUUUUUUUUUGCUCCUUUUUUUAGGAGUCUCUUUCUUGCACACUCAUUAAUACUCUUGGAGUUGGCUUCUGUGGUCAAGCAAAAUGGCGAAAGAAAACAAAACCAAUGCUUUACCCUCAUCAUAUGACUGUGUUAUGAGUUUAGACAUCUUUACACUCAUGUUAAGUUCAUUCACAGAGCUGUAUUUUUAUACAAAUUUUGGUGUUCCUUAAUGCAUGAAUAUGGUACAGUAUAUAUGUAGUCACUGAACACUUCCAACACACUUUCCUUGGUCCAUUUAGGUAAUUGCAUUUCUGGUUGUAACUAAUUUCUGAUUUAUGUUUUUGAUGAAAUUACAUGUAAAUGAAUAUUUUAAUUGGUAAAAUGUAUUGUCAGUUAAGUAGUACUGGACUAAUGUAUAUAAUGUAUAUAAGGAUGUGUACCAAAAAUUUCAGCUACUGCAUUACAGUACUUUGCAAGAAUGAUAUGUAUAGUUAUUCUGUGGUGACUGACUUUGGUAGCCGAUUCAUUGCAGAUGAUUUCACACGUGAUUUUAACUCACAUAUCUACAGGACUAACGUGUGAUCUUUUCAUAUAGUUUACCAGACCCUAACAGUUGGCAUACCAGGAAUAUUAUCAUGAAUAUAGAAUGGAUUCAUAUACAAUACCUGUGACAUAUAACUUGAAUCGUCAUAUCUUAACUUGAAAACUAUCAGCCUAAUAGGGGGAAGUUUAGUCUUUUCUUUGAGUUGUAAAAGAUCUUAAUAUCUUUUCAAGUCAUUAAGGGUGCACUAAAACUGGCUUAAAAUAUACUGCCCAGAGCCUGGGUUAGAGGUAGUAUUACAUUUUCAUCAUUAUAGUCUUAUUUAAAGAAAAAAAAUUCUUUUUCAUAGAAUUUUAUGUUAACUUCCCCUUGUUCAGGAUUACGAGGGUCUAAAAGCCUGGAUUCUUGGCAAGACCUAAGAGAAUUAACUUCAACACUUAAAACCUCACCUCUUUAAGUGGGCCGCACAUUUUUUUUUACUUAGAAUUUAUCGUUUAAGUGAAAAUUACUGGUACGUAUUUUCAAAGUAUGUGUAUGUACCUUCUGUAGACCUCUUUUAUUUCAUACUCCAUCUGCACAAGUUAUGGCAUAAUGGCAGUGUUGAAUGAAAGCAUAAAGUGGUGAAGCUGUGAUUAGCAGUGGGUUAGCUUUCUCCCCCUAGUAUUAGGAAGUCCUUUGUUUCACAUACUUAAAGCUAUCACUGUUAACAUCAAUGCUUGGCUUCUGUACUUCUCCCCAGCUUCAAUAGUUGUUUCACUGUACCAUGAUUUCUUCUCCUUUUGUUGUUAUUAUUUUGGUCAAGUUAACACUGUUGUUUCUUUCCUUUGUUCCUUUUAGUAUCUGUUAAGGAUCAUUAUCUUGGAAAUGCAGUGUUCGUGAUUUCUUGUUUUUGAUAGGAAUCUUGUUUUACAGAAGUUGUUAGUGUUUGUGUAAGCAGUGCUUCUUGGCUGGCAGAUGUAUACUAUACUAGGCAACCUCUUUAAAGGUUCAUGUAUUGACAAAUUCCUUUUUUAAAUCUCCCUCUAUUAGUUGUUUGGAGUUAGUAGUUGGGAUCAGAGUGGUUUUCAGCAUGGAAAGCAGAAGUGUUCAUCAUGAGUAAGAUGCACAUAAUGUAGAGGAUAUGUGUUUUCCCAUGUAGUUGGAGGACUAAGAUAAUUUGAUUGACUUGUUAACUCCGCUAAUGUUCUGUGGUAUGAAGAUGGUGAAUUGGUAAGAAGACUUAGUUGAAAAGGAGAUUCCUUGUCAUCCAUAGACAAGAAGAAUGCCUCAUGAGUUUUGCCAAAAUUUAAAUUGUAGGGAGACAUUUGGGAAGUGCACUAUAUUACUGAAAACAUAUUCCGUGUCAGGCAGGAAAAAUUUCCAUGUAAUAGAUAUUUGCCAUUUCUGGACACCCCAGUUCUCAUAAGCAUGUUAAGGAAAGAUUCUACUGUUUCUUGAAUUCUUACUUGGGAAGAGGGGUUGGGGGAGGGGGGGGGGGGGGGGCAAAAAACAAAGAAUCAGGUAGGGAAAGAUAGUAGCACCUUUUACUAUUCCUACAGUGUCUGACUCUCAGAGAGAACAGGGAAGUUAAUAAUUCCUGCUUAGUAAGAGAAGAGAAUGUCACAGGUACAUGAAGAGGAGGAUAUUGUGCAGAGGUAGAUAUUUUAGAUUUUCCAAUUCUGUUACUGUUCCAUUAAUGCUAGUUUAGGUGAGGUGAUCAGUGCUUCCAGGUCAGUUUUACUGCAAGACUUUAUUGGCAGUAAGGUUUUAGUGUGCAGGAAAUUAGAGCCUCAUGCCUUUCUGUUCCUUUGAAUUAAAAUGGUUCUCUUGCUCAAGUUGUUCCUGCAAAUAGGUAGAGAUGCCAGCUUUUUCUCAUCACAAUCUCUUCAUUAGUUUAAGCAGCAUUUUAGCACUUAUGUUCUGCCAUAACCAAGUAUAGAGGCAAGUAUGGUGUCUAAAGGGAAAAAUGGUAUGGUAUUUUUAUAUAACCAGUGAUAGGAAUACUACUGCAAUUUUUAUGAAGAUGAAGUAACUUGGUUUUGCCGUUCUAGUUGUCUCAUAGGAACCUUACUAUCUAGCAAAGCUCUAAAUCUUAUCAAGUAUAGGUUUUUAUGAUAAAACUUGAUAACAGACUUCCUCCCCUUUGGCCAUAUGUCAUUUUAUUCAUACAGUCAUUUAUCCUGGUGCGUUCCUAAGAUUUGGUUAAAUAACUGAUAUUCAUGAAAAGCUUAAUGCAGCCAUCUCAAAUCUUAAUGUGCAUGUUACGCCCUACUGCCGGUGGUUACAGUCAUCUCAUGUACAUUAUAGUGUUGUUCAGGUUUGGGUAAGUCAUUGAUUGAUUACAUUCCCUAAAAAGCCAAUGUUUGUCCUUUGGCUUAUAUAAUUAUAACCUUGGAUUGUUAUGUGAUCUCCAGCAUAUAGUUUGAAUAAAGGUAAAUAUUGCA